UGUUACAAAAAGUGUAAUCUUCAUCGAAUCAUUCAAUCUAUUUUUGGCUUCCGAACUUACGGAAAAUGUGGUUCGGGUCAAUUUAGUCCUGUUCGGCCAAGAAAUUCUUGAAAUUCCUUCCGUGAUGAGUCACGCUUUAGCCAAUUUAGCCACUUUCGCAAAUUUCCUAUACUUGCUAUACCUUUAGUGUACAUUCAUGACAUUGAUGUACAAAAUGUACAAGUUGAGCUGGUGUUAUCUCUGCGAUUUUACAUGGAUUUGAGUAAUUUUGUACCAAAUAAAUUGUAUCGUUGAUGAAAUGAAAAGCAAUUCUCUACUGUAAUGUAACUGACUUGUCUGAAAUAUUUGGGCAAUAUGCCUUUUGGUAGUCUCAAAAGAGGCGGGGCCUCAACCGCCACAAAAUCAAAACAGUCGAAAGCUUACCCUAUCCGCAUCACCACCAUGGAUGCAGAAUUGGAGUUCAAUAUCGGGGUCAAAAGUACUGGUAAGGAAUUGUAUGAGCUUGUUUGCCGAACAAUUGGAUUGAGAGAGACAUGGUAUUUUGGUCUACAGUUUGUCACUCCAAAAGGACACCUUGCUUGGUUGAAGUUUGAUAAAAAGGUACUUGAUCAAGAUAUCCCAAAGGAAAGUCCGCUGCCAUUUUUGUUCCUUGCCAAAUUCUUCCCAGAGGACGUAUCUGAAGAGCUCAUUCAAGAAAUCACCCAGCAUCUUUUCUUUCUGCAAGUCAAACAGUCCAUUGUCAAUGGUGACAUCUAUUGCCCACCAGAAGCAUCAGUCCUGUUGGCUUCCUAUGCAAUACAAGCAAAGUAUGGUGAUUACGAUGAGUCAUCGUACCGGCCUGGAAUGUUAUCAAACGAAGAACUGCUUCCUCAGAGGGUCAUGGACCAGUAUCAGCUGACACCAGAGAUGUGGGAAGACCGCAUCAAGGUUUGGUACGCUGACCACAAGGGCAUGACCAGGGAUGAGGCAGAAAUGGAAUAUCUGAAAAUUGCUCAAGACCUUGAAAUGUACGGGGUGAAUUAUUUUCAAAUCAAGAACAAGAGAGAUACAGAUUUGUGCCUUGGCGUGGAUGCACUGGGACUCAACAUCUAUGAACGAGACAAUCGCUUGACGCCAAAAAUCACUUUUCCCUGGAGUGAGAUCAAAAACAUAUCAUUUAAAGACAAAAAGUUCACGAUUAAAACAAUGGAGAAGAAAGCUCCUGGCUUUGAAUUCUUUGCAAAUAAACCAAGGGUUAAUAAACUGGUGCUAGAGUUAUGUGUCGGCAAUCACGAGUUAUUCAUGCGGCGGCGGAAACCGGACAGUAUCGAAAUCCAACAGAUGAAAGCUCAGGCGAAGGAGGAGAAGGGGCGCAAACAGGUAGAGAGGGACAAGUUGGCGAGGGAGAAAGAACUUAAGGAAGAGGCCGUGAAGGAGAAGGAAGAGCUACAGAGGAAGCUGAAUCAUUUACAGGAUGAGUUGAGGCUUGGUCAGGACGCGCUGCGCCGAUCAGAAGAAACUGCUGAGUUGCUUCACGAGAAAGCGCGCAUUGCUGAAGAAGAAGCCAUGUUACUGAAUCAAAAGUCUUCUGAAGCUGAGGCAGAGGUCCAGAGGAUGAAAAUAUCAGCUAUGAAGAUAGAAGAAGAGAAACUCUUGAUGGAACAGCGAGCACAUGAUGCAGAGAUGCUGGCCGCACGGAUCGUCGAAGAUUCUGAAAGAAAUUUUCAUUACAGGUAUCAAGAGCAUGAAAUGUUAAAAGAUGAGUUGAUCAAAGCCAAAUAUGCAGAAAGCGCUGCCAAAGAAAAGCUGUCCCUACUUUCUCAGAGUAGUCAAAUGUCUAGUCUUUACAGUUACAAUCCGCUAGUAUCCGAGUUGACUGACCUUGGCCUCGACUCUGACCUUGUCUCAACCGAUACAGAAGUCACGUGUGACCUGACAACAAAUGGUGACAUGGAUCAGCUGUCGAGAGAAAUCGAGAAGGAAAGGGUCGAGUACAUGGAGAAGAGCAAACACUUACAGGAACAGCUACGCGAGUUGAAGUCUGAGAUCGAGGUGCUCAAAGUCGAGGAGAAACAGACACAGAUGGAUCAAAUACACGAGGAGAACUCUCAGAAAGGAGAAACCAAGUUCACAACACUGAAGAAGAUCCGAGGUGGUACAACGAAAUCAAGAGUCGCUUUCUUCGAAGAAUUGUAAUUUGUCAAAAACUUUCAUGUCUUGCCAAACUAUGCUGAAGUUGACUUAAAGGUAUAGCUCUGUAUGUGUGUUUAUAUUUCACUAUGCAAUAGUCUCACUAAAAUGUGUUCAGUUACAACAAAAACAAGAAAGCGAGCUUGUAUAUUUUUGAUAAUAAUCACAAUGACAUACUUCCUAGGCCGAGUUGUUUUGAAAGAAAGUGCUACGUUUGAAAAUCUUUGUAGUUGAAGGUUUUAUGUGUGUAUGUUUAUGAAUUGUGAAAGGGGAGAAUCUCAGGUUAUACAUGGCUAAGCAACCUCUCUUACAGGGGUGCUGCAGUUGCUAUUUGGUUUUUGAUAGGCUGCAACCCCUGUCGACAGUCCCGCUAAAAAUCCAAGGAAGCUGGACUGCUGCAGUGGAGCAAAUGAAUACACGAUUUGCAGCAUUAUUUACAGGGGUCGCUGUCUGUAAAAAGCCAAAAAGGAACUGAUGUGCCCUGGUGGCAGAGUUUGCGAGGCCAAGAUCUGUGAGUGGUGGUUAAAAAGGACUAAGUCUACUGUGUAGGCAUGAACUUUUGAGGGGAAAUAAUCUUUUUGCAGGAAAUGAUAGAUUGUCUCGGAAAUCCGAGUUUAUACUGGUGCUGACUUUGUCCAAGCUCAAUAAUCUGUUCUUCAACUUUUACUGGGUGAUGCAAACUGCUUUAAUAGUGAAAAGCAGGAUUGCUCUGAUAUUUGAGCGAAAUGAAAUCAUUAUGCUUUCUGUACAUGUGUAUUAAGAUGUAGUAUCGAGAGACAUGAUAUCCUUGUUGUGCCUUUGAAAAAUAGUUUCAGUUUCAUAAAGUUUUACUAUUGCAUACAGGAAUCCAUCCUGAGCUUCAGGUUUUUGAUACUCCUACGUCGUUUGUAAUAGCGAGAGCUGGAGCAUAUGGAAAACCACUGGGUGCCGAGGAUGACAGGAAUCAGGCUAGCUGCUGAAACAAAUUCUGUUCUAUAAAAGCUUGAUGACUUGCAAGGUGAAGUGAUCAUGUUAAACUGAACAGAGCCUUGUGUAUAAUGGAACUUUAUAUCUACAACUGUGUAUCAGUCCACCAUACUAGGUGCCAGAAAAAAUACUGCAAAUAUAUGCAAGCUUCAAUAAUUGAUACAUUUCGUCGUCCACGAGUUAUAUGUUGGCACAUUAUGCAUACCUUAUUAAGUUAGCUAUAAAACCAUGUUGAUUUAAUCAUAAGCUGUUUAAGAAGAUCAGCUUUAUAUCCAUUUUACUUGUAAUCACAUGUUAUUUAUUAAAGCCUUUUAGGAAUGAUUGAGUUUAGAUUUUAGGGUGUUCUAUCACCAAAUGUCUUUUUGUUGUGCACAGGUCUGCUAAUGACAAGAUGAGAAGAUUCAAAAAUAGAAUGCCUAAAGGAUUUUGUUUGCCCAACUGGAAAUUAUGCACUGAUUUAUCUGUGUUAUUUCAUCAUCUGGGGCUAAAAGUACUAUGUGCACAUGUACAUGUAGUUUCUUUUUAUCAACAUGUGACGUCAAUAUCCAGAUGCCCGAAUCAUACAAGUUUAAUAAUUCUAACUUAAUUUUUGGUGGAAGCUGAAAGGUAUUUGUUUGAUUCUGUCUAUGGCUUACUGUCUCUUGGGUGGAUGGCUCAGAGGAGUAUUUACAGUUACAACAACAUUUGGUGUUAUGUGGCUGAUGUGAUCUGUUAGGUGCAACACGUACCGUAGUUCAUUUGUCUGCCAACCAUAAAAACCUAGUGCAUAUUACAACAAUUGUUAAAAAGUGAAUGGACACCAACACCAACUUCCUAACUUAUUUUGAAAAUACAUAAGUAUUUCAAAAUAUGAUUUGAAAUAGUUUGAGGUAACUGUACGCAUAAACAACAAACACUUGGUGUCUUGAUCUUUUGAACAAGACUGUACAUGUGAAUAGAUUUAUAUAUAUUUGAGUCUUUCUCGAUUAUCCAGAGGAAAGUUUUAUCUUAGUUCUUCUAAAUUGUAUUUUUAAAA
Molecule: messenger RNA, 4150 nt
Organism: Lineus longissimus
Lineage: Eukaryota; Metazoa; Nemertea; Pilidiophora; Heteronemertea; Lineidae
Product: merlin-like
Exons: 13
Coding region: 355-2175 (606 amino acids)
Biological process (GO): positive regulation of protein localization to early endosome; negative regulation of cell population proliferation; positive regulation of early endosome to late endosome transport
Cellular component (GO): adherens junction; apical part of cell; plasma membrane
Molecular function (GO): actin binding; integrin binding
Source: RefSeq, a predicted model, not a curated record